UUACCGGCCCUGUGGUUCUCUCUGUCUCUUCAUCUCUAGUUCUGUCUCGUUCGCUACUUUGCUUCUCUUUACAAAUCUAAUCCGCUCCGAUUCGUCCUUGUCUACAUCCAUCACCCAUUGCAACCAUGAGCGACCAAGGAGAAAAAACUUGUCCCCUCUGUGCUGAAGAGAUGGACUUGACCGACCAGCAGUUGAAGCCUUGCAAGUGCGGUUAUGAGAUCUGCGUUUGGUGCUGGCAUCACAUAAUGGAAAUGGCUGAGAAAGAUGUGACAGAAGGGCGAUGUCCAGCAUGUCGUACGCCUUAUAACAAGGAAAAGAUUGUCGGAAUGACACCAAUGUGUGAAAGGUUCGUGGAGAAAAAAUCGAAGUCACAGAAGCCAAAAAAUAGAACAUCUGAAGGAAGGAAGCAACUUGGCAAUGUGCGAGUGAUUCAACGGAACCUUGUCUACAUUGUUGGGUUACCUCUUAAUUUAGCAGAUGAAGAUCUUCUCCAGCGAGAUGAAUAUUUUGGUCAGUAUGGAAAGGUGCUGAAGGUGUCUAUAUCUCGGACAGCAGCUGGUACCAUUCAACAAUGUGCAAACAAUACUUGUAGUGUAUAUAUUACUUAUUCCAAAGAGAAUGAAGCAGUUCGUUGUAUUCAGUAUGUACACGGAUUUGUCCUGGAGGGCAGAUCUUUGAGGUGGGCACACAUUUGGCUUGCUUUGGAACCACAAAAUAUUGUCAUGCAUGGCUUAGAAAUGUGGUAUGAUCCUCAAAUAACUGAGCAAGAGGGGAUUGAUUUAUUGCCCUGCAGCAAUUCUGAUUGUUUAUACUUGCAUGACAUUGGUUCUCAAGAGGAUAGCUUUACUAAAGAUGAAAUAAUAUCAGCUUACACAAGGAGUAGAGUUCAACAAAUUGCUGGUGCUACAAAUAAUAUGCAACAGCGGUCAGGGAAUGUGUUACCACCACCAGCAGAUGAGUACUGCAAUAACGGCUUUGUUUCCUCCAGAAAACCUAUUAAUAAGAGUGGGGUAAAUAAUUCUGUGAACAAUGUCCGAGAUUCUCCGCCUAAUAGUAGCUCUGGGGACCAGUUGCUCUUCCAGCAGCAGCCUCAUGGUAUGCCAUUGACCUACUGGAAGGGAACACGUGCCUUAAACAACCAGCCACCACUUGUAAGUUUGGGGAAUUCAAAUGGACCUCUUAAGCAGAAACCUGAUGCGUGCAAUGGCUCAUUAGCGUUUUCAAUGGGAAUUGCAAGCCCAACUCAGGUUUCUAUAUUGCAUGCUGAUGUCGGAAAGAAGCUUAUUCCUAAUGGAGAAAGUCAUACGAUACAACAAAAUUUUAAAGCUAAGGCAUUGGAACCUAUGAAACAGGAUAUGGGUUCAGAUCGUCUAGCAACUGUAUCUGAAACUCCUGCCACACCAGGAUAUGCUGCUAGUUCAACUAUGAACAGCCAGUUACAUUAUGCACCUGCAUGCAAGGAUGAAGAUAAAUGUAGCGGUAUGCCACCCAAUGUUACAAAUUCUAUUGACCUAUCUGGGCAGUCAUGUGGUUAUGGCGGUCCAGGAAAAGAUGUAGACGUUGCAGACAAGAAGAUUCAGAAACUAUGCUCUUAUAUGUCGUCAUUGAGCAUUGAUAGAUCUCAAGGAUCACCACAAAGUUACGUGGAGCAACUUAGAGAACCUUUGACUUUUGCCGCGGGGAAUGCGGAGACAUCCACUAAGGAUAAUUCUGUUGCUAGAGAACUAUCUGAUUUUAGAUCUCAUUCAGAAACACACGUGGCACAGGCUGCAUUGGGUGAAGUAGAUGAUGAUUCACUAUUUUUUGAUGACCGGAGACUUAAGGAUCCAGAAGUUGUCACCAGUACAAGCUACUUACCUAAUUUAUCUCACUCUUCAUAUCUUUUAAAUCAAGUUAAGGGUUAUUAUCCUCAGUAUAAUGAGGAUUACAGUAAACUUAAUGUCAGUGUAGAUCCCCUUAUCGUAGAUAAGAAAUUCGACAUCAGUUCACCUCCGCAGACAUCUAGUAUUCAAGUUAUUUCUAAUGGGUACCCUGAGAAUCUAGUCAGCAGUUCUGCUCAUUUGGACAACACCUUUGACAAUUCCUAUAUGCUUCUAGAUGAAGAGAAAAGGAAGCACAUCGGAAGAUUAGACGGUGAAGUAACCAAUGUUGACAGCAACGCUGCUCUAGAUACGGGAGAGAGCAGCAUAAUAUCUAAUAUUUUGUCAAUGGACUUUGACUCGUGGGACGAUUCAUUAACUUCACCUCAGAAUUUGGCUAGGUUAUUGGGUGAAACUGAUAAACAGCAGGGAUCUCUUAGAGUAUCAAGUUCUUGGAAAGUUCAAAGUAGCAAUCAAUCCAGGUUUUCUUUCGCACGAGAAGAGGAUUCUACAAAUCAAAAUGUAGAAUCAUCUUUGAGUUAUAUUGGGCAACCUCUGAAGAAUCGCGCUUUCAGCCAUGAUUUUGUUGAUAACAGAGAUUUUCAUCUUGAUAAGCUUGGUAAUUGCAAUGGUUUCUCUUCUGUUAAUUGUGAGGAAUUUGAUAAUUUUGCCAGCAGUCAAUCUCAUCUCUCUUCUGGCAAGCCUUCAGGUGAAUUAUGA
This is a messenger RNA of Ilex paraguariensis (yerba mate), 2579 nucleotides long. The record is from the annotation of a GenBank genome assembly. Lineage: Eukaryota; Viridiplantae; Streptophyta; Magnoliopsida; Aquifoliales; Aquifoliaceae.